UAUCAACCAUUGAAGCAACAAUGCCUGAACCAGCGAAGCCAGCGCCUAAGAAGGGAUCCAAGAAAGCCGUCACCAAGACGGCUGCAAAGGGAGGCAAGAAGCGCAGAAAGACAAGGAAGGAGAGCUAUGCCAUCUACGUGUACAAGGUGUUGAAGCAGGUCCACCCCGAUACCGGUAUCUCCUCUAAGGCGAUGGGCAUCAUGAACUCUUUCGUGAACGACAUCUUCGAGCGCAUCGCCGGGGAGUCUUCCCGCCUGGCUCACUACAACAAGAGGUCCACCAUCACCUCCAGGGAGAUCCAGACCGCAGUGCGUCUGCUUCUGCCCGGUGAACUGGCCAAGCACGCCGUGUCCGAGGGAACCAAGGCCGUCACCAAGUACACCAGCUCGAAGUAAAGCUGACCCUUUAUUGACACUCAACGGCUCUUUUAAGAGCCACCCACGUUCUCUGUUAAAAGCUUCCCAUCUGCCAAUUAUAUGUUUUGAUCAGAUGUCUUCACGGGAGUGAACAUAUACAUCUUAAGGAUUCACUACCGCAGGGUCGACUUAAGACUAUAGCCUGCAUGGAGAAAACCAAAAACAAUUCCUAGUAUCUGUAUACAUGGCGAAAUAAAGUUGAAUUGAAUUGAAUUCAGUGUGACCGAUUGUUGGUACACUACAUAUAUAUCUUUACUGUGUGAUGUCAAGCUUGGCCAAAAAAAAUCUAGAGCGACGAAUGUGUACUACAUGAUCCUCGUCACUGUUGAGCAUACAUGUCUCAAGACAACAUGGCGUAACACUAUAGUGAGAAACAACCUAUUACUUAUAACUAUUCAUCUCUGUUAAAGUGUUUGAAUCUAUUUUUGUGUGUGUCAGUUAACCUGCAUAUGUUUCCGUGAGAUUAGUUCGUCUAACGUGAGCACUACAUUUCCCUCGGGAUAAAUAAAGUGUCCAUCCACUAAUAGUGUGCUUAAAUAGGUUUUUGUCAGAUGCUUCUGUAAAACUAAAUCAUUUUAAGAGUAAAAACAAACCUAUUAUUGAACCAGUGCAGGUCGCACAGUCAACACACAUAAUAAAGAAUAAUGUAAGGAGUUAGAGAAUUCUGCCUGAAUAGUGUGGUUUUAAAACAAUUACCUGUUGGUCUAUCUGGUGUGUAGAGAUGUACAGAACAAAAUAAUCUCAACAUAUACAAGCUGCAUUGUUAUGUCUACAAAUCAGUAUCAUUACAAUAAUAAAAUAUACACCAUCUUCACUC
Clupea harengus (Atlantic herring) is the source of this 1233-nucleotide messenger RNA. Its product is annotated as histone H2B 1/2-like. The transcript has a single exon. NCBI's taxonomy places the organism in Eukaryota, Metazoa, Chordata, Actinopteri, Clupeiformes, Clupeidae. The coding region runs from base 21 to 395 and encodes 124 amino acids. The record is from RefSeq and is a predicted model, not a curated record.